AUGUCGUUCCUAUUCAGGGCACUGAAUUCUCCCACAACUCCUGCGUCACCAACUGCUGCUGAAGCCAUGGCUGGUGCUCGCAUUCAGACUCCUGAUGAGGCUGUUGCCCGUAUCGCCUACCUGGCGAGUGAUGUUGUCAUCUCCGUCCAGCCGUCCAAUGCCACCGAUUCUACGUUCUCGCCUUUCUUGAAGAGGUUGUCAGCGAAUGGUAGCCGGAGUCUUGUUGCGACUUCCGCGAACUCUGUCCCAGAGAUCAUUGCGACUCGCCACAACGCUGACCCAUUGCUCUCAGCCUACGAACCUGUUCGCUCUGGCCGCCUGCUCUCUGUCACGACAUCCUCCACCGUUCUUCUUUCAUCCAUCUCCCACCUUUACAAGCUAGCAAAUUACCCCGUGGUCAUCCAUGUUUCUCUCUACCCAACUCGCCAUGCCGAUUACUCGCCUAUCACCGCCAUUCGGGGUUCGGGGUGGACACUUUUACAAUCCGAGACUUUGCAGGAGGCUCAGGACAUGGCAAUCACAGCCCAUGCCCUUGCACUGCGGUCAGGAAAAGGUCUGUUGGACAUGGACACUGUUCGACGGCUACAGUCCUCGUCCGUACUUGGCUCUACCAUCUACGCCGAUGACGGCCUGGUCGCAGUCGCGGAAGUUCCGCCGACCUCCGUUCCAGCUGCUAGAUUGGAUGUGAAUAAGCUCACCAUCGAGCCCAAUGCUUCACAAAUAACAUCAGAAGAUGUCUUCAAAUAUGUCACUGGAAUCUGGUUGCAGAUGAAGAUUGUCUUUGGGCGCCAAUACCACGCUUUCGAGUAUACAGGGCCGGCUGAUGCCGAGAAUUGUAUCUUCGUUUUCGGAUCCGAUACUGGACUGUUUGCGGAGGCUAUCGAUGACGCGAAAUCCGAUGAUGUUUUUGUAAAGCUUGGUGUCUUGACGUCGCGCCUCUAUCGACCCUGGCUCGGAGCUGUCCUUUUGGAAGCUCUCCCUCAGUCCAUCGCAAGGAUUGCAGUCCUUGAGCAGACUUACAAAAAGACAACUAAAUGGGGUCCUCUGCUCUUGGACGUGCUCUCCACUGUCAAAGGUAGUCCGGGAGGCCCUAGGACCGUUGUAGGUUAUCAACUAGGACACAUCACGUCAGAGACUGUGCGCCAGGCACUUCGGGGUGUUGUUCAAAAUCUCACCUCGGAGAAGCCUAUCCAAAACCUCCCCGUGGGAAGGCCUGAUGAAACCUCGGCAUCCAGUGAUUAUAUCCUGGAAACACCAAAGGUCGAGACCGCUUACAUGAAGAUCCUUGAUCAACUAUUCGGGAAACGUGCUUAUGUCGCGAACGCAUUGUCGUCCAAGGAUGCCGGUAUCUCGGCUACCGUUUCUGCUUCGCCUGAGUUUGGAUUCGGCUCUCUUCUAGCUCGGAAGGAACAUCGCGGCCGAUUUAUCGAUGAGGUGAAAAAUGCUGUAAAGCAAGGUGCAUUUGUCACAGAUGCGCCUUCUUCCUGGUUGACCCGUUGGACCGUCAAUGCCGACGAUGCUACUAAAAGCGGCGAGUUGGCAGGUGAUGUGAUUUCAAGGCUGGAAACAGACGGAUCACCGCUUGCGAGAAGCCUUCUCGCCCACCAGGGCCUUUUCCGAAAAGAAUCUCUCUGGCUCGUUGGUUCCGAUGCCUGGGCAUAUGAUUUGGGUAACUCCGGUGUUCACCAUGUCCUCGCCUCCGGAGCGAAUGUCAACAUGCUCAUCAUUGAUUCAACCCCUUAUUCCGAACGCGCAGCCGCCGACGCUAACCGCCGAAAGAAGGAUAUUGGGCUUUAUGCUAUGAAUUUUGGCAACGCCUAUGUCGCAUCCGUAGCUGUCUACAGCUCCUAUACCCAAGUUCUACAGGCUAUGCUUGAGGCGGACAAGUUCGACGGAUUCCCCCUUACCGUGCUUCAGGAAACCAAGAAGGCCGUUGACCUUGGCUACUGGCCCCUUUAUCGAUGGGACCCCAGCAAUGAGACCAAGGGUGAGCCAACCUUUUCCUUGGAUUCCGAGCGCAUAAAAGCCGAGCUUCAAGAAUUUCUCGACCGCGAUAAUCAGCUCACGCAAUUGAUGCGGAAACAUCCACAGUUCGGCGCCAACCUCGCGGAGGAUUACGGAACCGAAGUACGUGCUGAGCAGCAACGGAAGGCUAAGGAUGCUUAUAACCAGCUGCUUGAAGGGCUCUUUGGCGCGCCGCUUACCGUCCUCUUCGCGUCAGACAACGGUACCGCUGAAAUGGUUGCAAGGAGGUUAGCGAAUCGUGGCAAGGCUCGGGGAUUGAAGACUGCCGCUAUGGCAAUGGAGGACUAUCCAGUCGAGGAUCUACCUACCGAAGAGAACAUUGUCUUCAUCACAGCCACUGCGGGCCAGGGCGAGUUCCCGCAGAAUGGUCGCCCCUUCUGGGAUGCCGUAAAGGAUUCUACUGAUCUCGACCUCGCUUCCGUCAAGUUCUCUAUCUUCGGCCUUGGCGACAGCCACUACUGGCCUCGCAAGCAGGAUAGGAUUUACUAUAACAAGCCCGCUAAGGACCUGGACAGAGUGCUGAGCAAUCUAGGGGCGGCUCGCCUUGUUGAGAUUGGUCUCGGUGACGAUCAGGAUCCGGAUGGCUACCAAACGGGCUACCAGGAGUGGGAGCCCAAGGUUUGGCAGGCCCUCGGCGUCGACAAUGUUGAAGGACUCCCUGAGGAACCCGCGCCGCUGACAAACGAAGACAUAAAGAUCGCAUCAAACUUCCUACGGGGUACUAUUCUGGAAGGUCUCCAGGAUACAUCUACCUUGGCUAUAUCUGCAGCUGACCAGCAGCUCACAAAAUUCCACGGAACGUACAUGCAGGAUGACCGUGACAUACGUGACGAGCGCAAGGCCCAGGGCCUUGAGCCCGCCUAUUCGUUCAUGAUUCGUUGCAGACUACCGGGCGGUGUCGCGACGCCUUUGCAAUGGAUUCAGAUGGACGAUAUCAGCAAUUCCCUUGGAAACGAGACAAUGAAGUUGACCACUCGCCAGACCUUCCAGUUUCAUGGCGUGGUCAAGAGCAAGCUCAAGCCCGCCAUGCAGGCCAUCAAUCGCGCUCUCCUUACUACCAUUGCGGCUUGCGGAGAUGUCAAUCGCAACGUGAUGUGCAGCAGCCUACCUACACAGUCCAAAUUUCACCGCGAAGUUUACACAUACUCGAAGAAGAUUAGCGACCACCUCCUCCCCGCGACGACGGCCUAUCACGAAAUCUGGCUUACGGAUGACAAUGAUGAGAAAGUUCAGGUCGCAGGCGAUGCGGUACAGGAUUUUGAACCCCUCUACGGCCCUACCUAUCUUCCCCGAAAGUUCAAAAUCACCAUUGCAGUACCUCCGCACAAUGACACCGAUGUGUAUGCCCAUGACAUCGGUCUGAUCGCUAUCAAAAAUGACGAUGGUAGCCUGGCUGGUUUCAACAUGUUGAUCGGUGGCGGUAUGGGCGCGACUCACAACAAUAAGAAAACGUACCCCCAGAUUGGACGGAUGUUGGGCUUCGUCUCGAAGGAACAAGUGCACAUUGCCUGCGAAAAAGUAAUGUUGGUUCAGCGAGACUUUGGUGACCGAAAGAACCGAAAACAUGCCCGCCUAAAGUACACUGUCGACGACUUAGGCGUGGAGGAGUACAAGUCCAAGGUCGAGAACAUGUGGGGUCAAUCGUUUGAGGUGGAGCGGCCGUUCAAGUUCGAGAGCAACGUUGAUACGUUUGGCUGGGUGAAGGACGAAGAGGGCCUGAACCACUUCACCUUCUUCAUCGAGAACGGACGUAUCGAGGACACAGCUGACUUCCAGAUGAAGACGGGCCUGCGCGAGAUUGCCAAAGUGCACAAGGGCGAAUUCCGCUUGACUGGUAACCAACACUUGAUCUUGAGCAACGUAGCGGAUGAAGAUGUUGAAGCUAUGUCUGGGUUACUCAAGAAGUAUAAGUUGGACAAUAUCCAGUUCUCUGGACUGAGGCUCAGCUCAUCGGCAUGCGUGGCGUUCCCAACUUGUGGUCUCGCAAUGGCAGAGAGCGAGCGGUACCUCCCUGUCCUCAUUGGCAAGUUAGAGGCUUGCCUUGAGGAAAACGGGCUGCGACGGGAUUCCAUCGUCAUGCGCAUGACCGGAUGCCCCAACGGCUGCGCUCGCCCAUGGCUCGCCGAAGUCGCUUUUGUCGGAAAGGCUUUCGAAACAUACAAUAUGUAUCUCGGUGGGGGCUACCACGGGCAGCGUCUCAACAAGCUGUUUCGCGCGAGCAUCAAGGAGGAGGAGAUCCUCACCAUCAUGAAAGGUCUCCUGAAGCGAUACGCGGCCGAGCGAAACCUAGGAGAAAGGUUUGGAGAUUUCUGCAUUAGAGUCGGCGUUAUUCACGCGACCGCCGAGGGUCGAGAUUUCCAUGAGAAUGUUGCCGAGGAUGAUGGAUCUGAUGAGGAGUAG
Messenger RNA from Parascedosporium putredinis, 4425 nucleotides. NCBI's taxonomy places the organism in Eukaryota, Fungi, Ascomycota, Sordariomycetes, Microascales, Microascaceae. The record is from the annotation of a GenBank genome assembly.